Pleuronectes platessa (European plaice) is the source of this 5120-nucleotide messenger RNA. RefSeq lists its product as uncharacterized. The record is from RefSeq and is a predicted model, not a curated record. Bases 64 to 4689 code for a protein of 1541 amino acids. The transcript is spliced from 13 exons. Gene Ontology annotation, molecular function: zinc ion binding. Lineage: Eukaryota; Metazoa; Chordata; Actinopteri; Pleuronectiformes; Pleuronectidae.
AACCAGCUAUGAGACAUUUGAUAGUAUCUUUGUCUUUUAGGAGACAGUUCUGCUGUCCCAAGCAUGGAGUCUUCAAGAUACAGUUCUGUCCCUAACAUGGAGACAACAAAAGACAGUUCUCUUCCCAACAUGGAUACAACAAGACACAGUUCUGUCCCAAGCAUGGAGCCAUCAAGAGACAGUUCUGUCCCUAACAUGGAGACAACAAGAGACAGUUCUGUCCCUAACAUGGAGACAACAAGAGACAGUUCUGUCCCUAACAUGGAGACAACAAAAGACAGUUCUGUCCUCAACCUGGAGACAACAAAAGACAGUUCUCUUCCCAACAUGGAUACAACAAGACACAGUUCUGUCCCAAGCAUGGAGCCAUCAAGAGACAGUUCUGUCCCUAACAUGGAGACAACAAGAGACAGUUCUGUCCCUAACAUGGAGACAACAAGAGACAGUUCUGUCCCUAACAUGGAGACAACAAAAGACAGUUCUGUCCUCAACCUGGAGACAACAAAAGACAGUUCUCUUCCCAACAUGGAUACAACAAGAGACAGUUCUGUCCCCAACAUGGAUACAACAAGAGACAGUUCUGUCCUCAACCUGGAGACAACAAAAGACAGUCCUGUCCCCAACAUGGAUACAGCAAGAGACAGUCCUGUCCCCAACAUGGAGACAACAGAAGUCAGCCUCAAUCAGCAGUGCUGCAGCUGUGACACCUCCUCUUCCAGGUGUUGGUGUGUGGACUGUGCUGAGGCUCUGUGUGACGACUGUGUGUCGGCUCAUCGUAGAGUCACAGUAACCAGAUCACACCGGAUCCUCAACCAGCCGCCAGGAAACGUCUCGACUCUUCCUACCAAGUUCUGCAGACUCCACCCGUCUGAGCCGCUCAAACUUUUCUGCCGAACAUGUUUCCAGUACACCUGUCGAGACUGUCAGCUGAUUGGUCACAUGAACCACAGGUACCUGUUCGUCAGUGAUGCUCUGAACCAUACCAAGAAGCAGCUGGUGACCUGGACUCAGCCAAUCAGAGCGCAGAGAGACACAGCGAGUCGGAGUCUGAAGGACAUGCAGACCAGGCUGCAGCAAAUCAAGGACGGAGAAUCUCAGCUGGACGCGGAGCUGAAGACAUCCUUCAACCUCUGUGCUCAGCUCCUGAAGAAUAGGAUGGACAACCUGAUGGAGGAGGUCAAGAGGGAGUUGAGGAGUGAGAGUGACUUGAUUCAGAAGCAGAUGGAGAAACUGAACCAGCUGCAGAAGAAACAGAUUCUGGUGACUGAGAGUUCAGAUCAAGCUCAGAACGUCCAGGACCUGCACAGCCUGUUCAGGUGCUGCUCUCAGGUGAAGUGUCAUCUGAAGGAUCUUCAGGACCAGGACCUGUCUCCUCCUGAGACCAUGCAGCUGCUGCAGGUCACCGUCGACCGCCAGUCGCUCGAUACGCUUUUAAACUUUGGUAAACUUGAAGUCGAGAAGAUUCCCUUCUCCAUCCCACAAACCUCCAAUCAGAAUCCUCCUCCCACCUCAACCUGUCCCACACCCUCCAGCAUGCCCCCAUCUCCCCAAACCACUAUCACCAGUGUCACUGUUCCCCCCAUUUCAGUCAGCGGUUCUUCUGUAUUGUUACAGUUGUUGUCCACUCAGUUGAGUCUUCUUCCCGCCUCCGGCCCAAACCUCAACCAGCCCCCCCCUCCUGUGACAACAAGCUGUGCAGUUACCUGCCCUAAGCAUGUCCCACCUCUGUCCUCCUCAACUCUAGAGUCAGGGUCUCCUCCGCAGAGAAACACAAAACUAAUGAUGAUGUUGAAUCCAGUUUCUUCUCUAGUCAGUCUGAAGCAUAUCACAUCCAGUUCUAUCCAGUCGACAGAUCAAUCUUCGUACCGCACAGUCCUCAAACCAUCUCUGGUUCUGAAACAAACAAGUGUUUCUGAUCAGAACCAGCCUUCCACCGCACUGCUGCACAAUCAUUUGGGCCUUGAAAGAAACUCUGCAUUGCUUCUGGGCAGAAAGUCGGUCCCAGCAGAGAGCUGUCAGGCCUCGCUCAGUCAGGGACACAAAGUGCUGCCAAAGCACCACAAUCUGACAGAUGGCAGCUCGGCACCUCCGGCCCAACUAACUCUCCUGUGUGACACAAACAGUAAAAGGUAUGAGGUACCUUUUACCUCCUCUGUGAAACACCGGCAGAUUCCAGUGGUGAAGGCAGUGGCCGACUCUGCCUGUGAUCACACAGAGCAACAGAUGUCAACAAGGCCGGAAGAGCCGCCUGAAAACAGACCAACCUCUACCGUGUCGGAAGAACCCAAACCUGCCCAGAGCAAACCCAGCUCCACCCUGUGUGAAGAACCCAAACCUGCCCAGAGCAAACCCACCUCCACCCUGUGUGAAGAACCCAAACCUGCCCAGAGCAAACCCACCUCCACCCUGUGUGAAGAACCCAAACCUGCCCAGAGCAAACCCACCUCCACCCUGUGUGAAGAGCCCAAACCUGCCCAGAGCAAACCCACCUCCACCCUGUGUGAAGAACCCAAACCUGCCCAGAGCAAACCCACCUCCACCCUGUGUGAAGAACCCAAACCUGCCCAGAGCAAACCCACCUCCACCCUGUGUGAAGAGCCCAAACCUGCCCAGAGCAAACCCACCUCCACCCUGUGUGAAGAGCCCAAACCGGCCCAGAGCAAACCCACCUCCACCCUGUGUGAAGAGCCCAAACCUGCCCAGAGCAAACCCAGCUCCACCCUGUGUGAAGAACCCAAACCUGCCCAGAGCAAACCCACCUCCACCCUGUGUGAAGAGCCCAAACCGGCCCAGAGCAAACCCACCUCCACCCUGUGUGAAGAGCCCAAACCGGCCCAGAGCAAACCCAGCUCCACCCUGUUUGAAGAGCCCAAACCUGCCCAGAGCAAACCCACCUCCACCCUGUGUGAAGAGCCCAAACCUGCCCAGAGCAAACCCAGCUCCACCCUGUGUGAAGAACCCAAACCUGCCCAGAGCAAACCCACCUCCACCCUGUGUGAAGAACCCAAACCUGCCCAGAGCAAACCCAUCUCCACCCUGUGUGAAGAACCCAAACCUGCCCAGAGCAAACCCACCUCCACCCUGUGUGAAGAACCCAAACCUGCCCAGAGCAAACCCAGCUCCACCCUGUGUGAAGAACCCAAACCUGCCCAGAGCAAACCCACCUCCACCCUGUGUGAAGAACCCAAACCUGCCCAGAGCAAACCCAUCUCCACCCUGUGUGAAGAACCCAAACCUGCCCAGAGCAAACCCACCUCCACCCUGUGUGAAGAACCCAAACCUGCCCAGAGCAAACCCAGCUCCACCCUGUGUGAAGAACCCAAACCUGCCCAGAGCAAACCCAGCUCCACCCUGUGUGAAGAACCCAAACCUGCCCAGAGCAAACCCAGCUCCACCCUGUGUGAAGAACCCAAACCUGCCCAGAGCAAACCCAGCUCCACCCUGUGUGAAGAACCCAAACCUGCCCAGAGCAAACCCAGCUCCACCCUGUGUGAAGAACCCAAACCUGCCCAGAGCAAACCCACCUCCACCCUGUGUGAAGAGCCCAAACCUGCCCAGAGCAAACCCACCUCCACCCUGUGUGAAGAACCCAAACCUGCCCAGAGCAAACCCACCUCCACCCUGUGUGAAGAACCCAAACUCGUGGAGGAGAAAUCGACUUUCAACAGACCAACCUUCAUCGUAUCGGAGGAAACAGAACCUGCAGAGAAGAGACCAAACUUUAACAAACCAACAUUCAUUGAUUCUGAACGAACAGACUCUACAGGGAAACGGCCUCAAACAACCGCUGAAGAUCUGAGCUCUGUGAUUGGACUGCAUGACUUCUGUCUGAGCAGAUGUCAGCCCAGAGUGUCACUGUUCAGACUGCCAUUGUCCCUGCUACCAACUCAACGUUCACUCCCUGGUGUUGUGGCCAGAGAUGCUGACGAUGAGGUUUCCCUGGAAGAGCUGGAUGAGGACUGUCAGUCCCACGUCAGUGACAUCUCGGAGGACUUUGGGGAUUUCACAGAACCUCUGUCGUCUCCUGAGUCUCCUGUGACACUAGAGAUAGUUUACUGCUCAGCAUGUGGAUCUGAUAACAGUUCAAUAAUCUGCUCAUCCUGCGGUCGCGGAUAUCACAGAGACUGUCAUAUUCCCCCUGUUGGACCUGACAUGUGGACAGAGUGGAACUGUUCACUAUGUCAGGACCUGUCGGACCCUUCAGACCCCUACAGAUCCAAGAGACCGAAGAGUCCCCAGGGUCCCUGUCUCAGUCUAAAGGACCAGAGGAGGUGUGAAAGUGUGCUGCUGCACCUGAAGGUCGAAGGCUGCAGUCGACUCUCUAAGGUGGGUUGUGUUUGGGUUGGUCUGAUGUUGAUGUCAGAGCGUCUCGCUCUCCAUCGUCCUCCUGCUUAUCAAACUCCUGUAGAAUUCGUCCGUGACGUCUGGAGUCUAUUCAGACAGAACACGUCCUCACAGGAUGACCUGAUGAAUCUACGUCAGAGUUUUCGGAACAAAUUAAUGGAAACCUUCAAUUCAGAGCUUCGUCCAGCAAACAGAAAGAAGUUGGAAUCAAACCAACGUCAUCCAGAGAGUGGCUCCACCAGUGAGUCACUGCUGAAGAAGACGAGGAAGAGGCUGAGGGAGUUUCUGGCCAUGAGGGGACACCCAGGACCCAAGAGGACGAAGACGGACAAGAUGGAUGUUUAACCCAGAAGAAGUCGACCUCUAAACAAGUGUUACUGGUGUUGAACCUAAAUAAAGGAACAAACUCAGAAAUUGUAGGAACUGAAGUUCAUCUGUGUUAAAACUGUUUCUUCUUCCUGCCAUUGAGCUGCAGACUCUGAGUGUUAAGAGUUAAUUGAUUCAUUAUUGAUUUCAUAUUGAGCGUUAUUGAUACUUUUGAUCUUUAGAGAUGGUUUCAUUGUGUUCGUUACUUCAGUCUGAGGGUUGUUGGACUGGCUCUAACAAAGAUGGUAAUUGAACAGAUGCACCACUUUAUAACCUGUAAUCUGUUAUAAUUCGAAUCUGUUAUGUGUGAAUGUGUUUUUAUAGAAAUGAUCAUAUGACUGUUCAAGCAGUUUUUUCACUGUGAUGCAACAAUCAAUCACCAAUAAUAAAUAUUUCAGUCAGUUGAUCUA